AUGGCGGAUCGGGCGGAGAUGUUCGCGCUGGCCACCUUCCACUCGCUGUCGCCGCCCGGCUGCAGGGCCCCUCAGGACAUAAGCCUGGAAGAAUUUGAUGAUGAGGAUCUGUCUGAGAUCACCGAUGACUGUGGCCUUGGUCUCAGCUACGACUCAGACCACUGCGAGAAGGACAGCCUCUCCCUGGGGCGCUCGGAGCAGCCGCACCCCAUCUGCUCCUUCCAGGACGACUUCCAGGAGUUUGAGAUGAUCGAUGACAAUGAAGAGGAUGAGGAGGAGGAGGAAGAGGAGGAAGAGGAGGAGGGAGAUGGGGGCGGGGAGGAAGGAGGCCUCGGUGGCUCCAUUGCUCCUGCCCCGGACCAGCCCCUGAUCCCCUCCCCCUCUACCAACGAGCCCCACAAGCACCGGCCCACCACGCUCCACUUGACGGCCCUGGGAGCGCAGGACUCCCUGAACAACAAUGGCGACUUCGCCCCCGCCCCGCCGGCCUCCGGGCCGGAGACGCUGCUGUGCAGCCCCCCCAAGGCGACCUUCGCCUUCGCCUCCCGCGUUUCCUGCCGCUCGCCCUCCCCCGGCUGGGCUCCAGGGCCGGCCUCCGAGCAGCUCCAGGCAGGAGAGCGGCGCAGAGCGCACCCGGGGGCGGGCGGAGGCGGCCCGGUGCGGGGCGGCCGCGCCGGAGAGAGAGGCGCGCAGAGACGCCGGCUCCCCUCUCCGCGUUCGCUCGCUCGCUCCCCGCCUCCCGCACUCCGCUCGCUCCCACCCCUGGGCCGCAUGAUCUCGUCCAUCUCGGAGACCGAGCUGGAGCUGAGCAGCGGCAGCAGCAGCAGCGGCCGCUCGUCGCACCUCACCAACUCCAUCGAGGAGGCGUCGUCGCCGGCCUCGGAGCCCGAGCCCGAGCCCGGGCCGCCGCGCCGGCCCGCCUUCCUGCCCGUGCGCCCGGACGACUCCAACAGCGAGUACGAGUCGGGCUCCGAGUCGGAGGCCGAGCUCAGCGAGGACGCCGACUCGCCCUGGCUGGGCCCUGCGCAACCCGCGCCCUGCCUCUUCCUGAGCAACCCCACGCGCGACACCAUCACGCCGCUGUGGGCCGCGGUGGGCCGCGCAGGGCGCCCGGGCCGCGCGUGCUCGGCGGCCUGCUCGGAGGAGGAGGACGAGGACGAGGAAGAUGAGGCCGAGGAGGGCGCAGAGUCCCCCGGGGGCAGGGGCGCGGGCCCCGCGGCGCCACGGGACGCCUCGCUGGUGUACGACGCGGUCAAGUACACGCUGGUGGUGGACGAGCACACGCAGCUGGAGCUGGUGAGCCUGCGGCGCUGCGCCGGCCUGGGUGCCGACAGCGAGGACAGUGGAGGCGAGGCCAGUGAGGAGGAAGAGGCCGGGGCCGGGCUGCUGGGCAGCGGCGGAGCGCGGGACCCGGAGGACGCCUCUCCGGACAGCCCCGACCUCACCUUCUCCAAGAAGUUCCUUAAUGUGUUUGUCAACAGCACCUCUCGAUCUUCCAGCACCGAGUCCUUUGGCUUGUUCUCCUGCUUGGUGAAUGGUGAAGAACGGGAGCAGACCCACCGGGCUGUCUUCAGGUUCAUUCCUCGUCACCCGGAUGAACUGGAGCUGGACGUGGACGACCCGGUGCUGGUCGAGGCCGAGGAGGAUGACUUCUGGUUCCGUGGCUUCAACAUGCGGACAGGGGAGCGGGGAAUCUUCCCUGCUUUCUAUGCCCAUGCAGUGCCGGGCCCUGCCAAAGACCUGCUGGGGAACAAGCGGAGCCCCUGCUGGGUGGACCGAUUCGAUGUGCAGUUUCUGGGCUCCGUGGAGGUACCCUGUCACCAGGGCAACGGUAUCUUGUGUGCAGCCAUGCAGAAGAUCGCCACAGCCCGGAAGCUGACCGUCCACCUGCGCCCACCUGCCUCCUGUGACCUUGAAAUCUCCCUUCGGGGGGUCAAGCUGAGUCUGACCGGAGGUGGACCUGAGUUUGAGCGCUGCAGUCACUUCUUCCAGAUGAAGAACAUUUCCUUCUGUGGCUGUCACCCCCGCAACAGCUGCUACUUCGGCUUCAUCACCAAGCACCCUCUGCUAAGUCGCUUCGCCUGCCACGUGUUCGUCUCCCAGGAGUCCAUGCGGCCCGUGGCACAGAGCGUGGGCCGCGCCUUCCUGGAGUACUACCAAGAACACCUGGAGUACGCCUGCCCCACAGAGGACAUCUACCUGGAAUAG
Messenger RNA from Orycteropus afer afer, 2208 nucleotides. RefSeq names its product mitogen-activated protein kinase 8 interacting protein 2 (gene MAPK8IP2). Gene Ontology annotation, cellular component: cytoplasm. Gene Ontology annotation, biological process: regulation of JNK cascade. The record is from RefSeq and is a predicted model, not a curated record. Lineage: Eukaryota; Metazoa; Chordata; Mammalia; Tubulidentata; Orycteropodidae. The transcript is spliced from 13 exons. Gene Ontology annotation, molecular function: protein binding. Bases 1 to 2208 code for a protein of 735 amino acids.